This is a messenger RNA of Panicum virgatum (switchgrass), 1652 nucleotides long. RefSeq lists its product as uncharacterized. Bases 268 to 1083 code for a protein of 271 amino acids. The record is from RefSeq and is a predicted model, not a curated record. Lineage: Eukaryota; Viridiplantae; Streptophyta; Magnoliopsida; Poales; Poaceae. The transcript is spliced from 4 exons.
GAAGGAGAGGAGGAUAGGGGAGGAGAUAAGGUGGGAGGUGGGCUGUUGGGCCGUUGGGCCGCUUUGAUGGGCUUAUUUUUUGACUCUAAGGCUUAGUUGUCCUCUGUUUUUUUUCUUUUAGAGGUAUAUAUGAUGUAUAUAAAAAUGUAUAUGUACAUAUAUGGUACCGCCUAGCAAGCCGCCUUGAAACGCCUAUGCUCGAUUAAUCCCGACUAGGCUCUAGGCUGCAGGUCACCGCCUAGAAUCCGCCUAGCGCCUAGUGGAACCAUGGUGUGUUUGUCAACUCUAUGGACUAUCGGGAUUCGGGACAUGAGAAUCAUUGGGAAAUUGCCAAAGCUUUACUACCUCCAUCUGUACACAGAGUCGACAUUUGUUGUAUAUGGUGGUGAUGGCUACUUCCAGAAGCUGAAGUAUUGCAAGUUGGACACGGGUGUUACUGCCAUGUUUAGAGAAGAUAAGUCUGGAGUACCAGUCAUGCCAAGCCUCGAAGUCCUUGACUUCAGUAUCUCUAUUCGGCAGUCGAUGGAUUUCUGUUUUCAUCUUGGUCAGGGGAUAUCAUUCAUACCAGUGGUGAUUGGGUUGCACUUCAUCCCUUCACUGCUAAAGGUGAAAGUUAGAAUCUCAUGUCAGGAUGCUUUGCGUGGAGAGGUGGAUGACACAGAGGAAGUUCUGUGGGACACAACCGACAAGCAUCCUAAUUGGCCCUACCUUGAAGUGGAAAAGUUCCAUGAAGAUAAAAUGAUAUCAUCUGUUGAAGAUCAAUCCUGGGCUUUGAUGGACUUCCGUGACGUAAUUGAAUACCGUGUCCAUGUACGGGAAUUAAAUGAUGUUGGAUAUGCUUUGGACUUUACAAGUUUGGGAAAUUUCCCUAUACUUGAGAAAGUCAUUGCUUCUAUCAACUGCGAGGAUGCUACACCUAAUGAAGUGGAGAGAGUGGAGGCUGCGAUGCGGGAGGCAGUCGAAGUUCAUUCGAACAAUCCGGUUCUUCAAUUGGAAAGGCAUGGUGUAGAAAGAAUGAAAGUAUCAAAUCAGAAAGGUCAAAAGCUGGUUGAUCAGCAAUUCGUGAUGCUGCCAAAAAAAUGAGGAUGAUCUUGCCACCACCGACACCACCAACAUCAGUCAUUAUUGCAAAUGAAGAAAAAGGAAAAACGGUGCAGAAUUCCAUGGCUUGGUAUUACACUUGGAUCUGUUCCACAUGUGAUUCAAGGCUGUUCGUGCAUGCAGUGUGAGGUACAGCAGUUUUUGCCCAUUGCAAGGCAUAUAAGAUGGUGUGGAAAUUAUAGUUAUCUUCUACCACAACUGCAGGGAGAAAAUACUGAGAGUUUCUAUGUUGCUUCGUUUGAGUACAAAGCCGCUCUCUGAAACACUGCUGUGAUGGCUAGUGCAACUGUUACACAGCGAAGAGUGGAGAUUCUCUUUCUGGGCACUGUUUCACUCUGCUCCUGCUGUCAAGCAAAACCAUGUGCAGGAUUGACAUGGCAUGGUGCGGGGUGGUGGCAAUGCUCUGCUGCCUUCCAGUAGUCCAUAGAAUAGUCAAAUGUUUGAAAUUUCUGAUAUCAAUCUACAAAUAUUUUGUUAAAUGCUACACAGCACUAUUGCCUAAUAAUUUGUUUUUUUGAAGACUAGUUAUUUCCUAAAAGUGAAUUUGACAA